Molecule: messenger RNA, 1800 nt
Organism: Ostrinia nubilalis (European corn borer)
Lineage: Eukaryota; Metazoa; Arthropoda; Insecta; Lepidoptera; Crambidae
Product: multiple inositol polyphosphate phosphatase 1-like
Exons: 8
Coding region: 226-1560 (444 amino acids)
Molecular function (GO): inositol phosphate phosphatase activity; acid phosphatase activity
Source: RefSeq, a predicted model, not a curated record
UGUCUAAUGCUGAGUUGCAUCAUCUUAUUGUAACUUUAACAAACGUCAAAAAUCUAUGUCAAACUCCAUACAAAAACACCGAUUAUCGUUAUAGUAACGGUUAAAGAUAGGUGGUUCAACUCGGCCUUUAAAAUAAUAACCGGUCCGUAAUCAUUCACCCUGUAUAUUUGUUAUUAAUAAAAGAACCGGUGACCAAACUCAGUUUAAAAGUGAACGCACAGCACGAUGUACGCGCGGGCUGUAGUGUUUUAUUUAACGUUCGUGCUAGUUUGCAGUAAUCGAUGUUACUGGAAUAAUAAGUGCUCGAACAAGCAUUUCGGCAGCAAAACUAUAUACGAUGAAGUGCGAGGCGAUAUCAGAGAUGCGCCCGAGUUGAAAGAUUGCGAGCCAGUCAGCGUGUGGGCCAUGAUCAGGCAUGGUACCCGGCACCCCAGUAGCAGCAACUUGCCCACGAUGCAACACGCCGCUGAGCUGAAGGAUGAUAUCGUGAGGAGAUACCUCGAAGGUCGAGGGGAGCUGUGCGCACAGGACAUCACAAACCUACAAGAGUGGUCCAUGCAUGAAAUCAUCGCCACCACACCCGGACACUUAACUUUUGAAGGCUACAAGGAACUUCGCGAUCUUGGAGUCAGGUUUCACGAUCAUUUCCUGCCACUUCUCCAAGAUCUGGAUCAGCAUCAUUUCAAACCGACGCUGGAGCAGAGAACAAUACAGAGCGCCAAAGCAUUCGUGGAAGGCUUGGCCCAAGGGUACCUGAAGUUUGAGAUAUCCAACGCCACGGAUAGGGAUGAGAUCUUGAGGCCAUAUUUUUACUGCACGAAACACAACGUGGAAGUCUACAAUGGCCCUCGCUCCAAAAAUGAACUGAGCAAGUACCAUGAAACUCCAGAGUUCCAAAAAGUCUUGGAAAACGUCCAAAAGCGUACGGGUUUGGAACGGCCGCUGUCUCCAACAAACGUCAGCGGUCUUUAUGACCUGUGCCGAUUCCUUCGAGCCUACAGCGCGCUGAGGACCUCUCCCUGGUGUGCUCUCUUCAGCGAUGAGGAGCUGCAGAUUCUGGAGUACUUGAACGAUAUACGACACUAUUACAGAAACGGUUACGGCUCACCCAUUAAUCAAAAGCUGGCUGGUCCAGCUCUGGGUGGGCUUUUAGAACAAUUUGAAUCCUCCGUCCAACACUCCACAAAGUCCUUCACCAGCUACUUCAGCCACGAUAGCAUGAUACAGAUGAUCUAUUCCGCCCUUGGCCUCUUCCGGGACUACCCGGAAAUAUCCGGGUUUGAAAGACUACCAGACCGAAAGUGGCGGACGAGUUAUAUGACUCCGUUUGCAGCUAACUUUGCUUCCGUACUGCAUAAGUGUACAAACGAAACUGGGGACAUCAACCAUCAAGUGCAAUUCUUCAUCAAUGAGAAGGAGUUCCACCUCUGUCAGCCCAGGACCUGCAGCUGGACGGAGUUCAAGGACAAAUUCGAACAAUUCAGGAACAGUGAUCUUGAAUUCUGCAAUAUUUAUAAUAGUAGCACCACGGCACUUAAAAGCAUCAUUGUUGGUCUGUGAGACUAGGAGGUAAUUAGUACAAUAUUCUCUUGGGUCGAAGAUGGUGGACCUUUUUAGCCGCUUUUGCAAUUUUGUGUUGGACAAGCGUUUGGUGCCAACAUCACCAAUGUUUGGGGCCAGCCUCAAGAUCUUGACCCGCCCUGCCAUAUUCACAAUUUGGCAUAGCAUAAGUAUGCCUGUUACUUAAAUCAACCACUCGGGUUAAGAUAGUAGAAUAAAAUAGUCUAAUAUCGUUAAGCU